Messenger RNA from Lucilia cuprina (Australian sheep blowfly), 1610 nucleotides. RefSeq lists its product as uncharacterized. The record is from RefSeq and is a predicted model, not a curated record. Bases 115 to 1422 code for a protein of 435 amino acids. Lineage: Eukaryota; Metazoa; Arthropoda; Insecta; Diptera; Calliphoridae. The transcript has a single exon.
AAUAUUAGAAAAAAUAGUGCAGCUGAUCAAGUCUAAAUAAACAUUUCAAUUAAGUAAAUUGAAAUUUAAUUAAAAUAAAAAUUAAUAAAGAAAAUUUCAUUCUGAGACAUCAUUAUGCGUAAAUAUCAACAGCUGCUGUUAUUGCUAAUAUCGGUCAUAAGUGUUGGAGUUCUUUUCAUGUACAAAACGGAGAAUAAUCGAUUGAAAGAUGUCUUGCAUGUUAUUAAUUUCUUUGGACGCAACGAUGCAGCUAUUUUAAAGAGAAUCGAAAAUAAUGCAACUAUGAAUUAUUUAAUUGAUUACCUACAUCCUUUGGCGGUAUGGCAAUCAAUUGGCGAUAAUUUUCAUGGUUAUUCGGCACAUUGGAAACGCAAUGAGUUAGUGGCUGGUGGAGAGGCAGUGGUGCUGGUAGUUGGUCGUAAAGGAGUCGUUUUGAAUUUUAAAUGUUCUCUCAGCUUUAAAGGUAGCUCUUCAAAUAUACAAGGCAAAUUUCGUUUCCAGAGACUUGAUAAAGAUGGAGAUGACGACAAUUCCGAUUUUACUCGUUAUAAUUUCUAUUGUCGAGUUACACGCGACUUUGGUCUGCCCGAAACAGUUACGUUCAAUGACCUCACUAGUAGCAGUAAAAAUGGACAUUCAUUAAGGCUUCGUCAUGUUAAAGUUAUUGAUGAGCUAUCAAAGAAAUUAGCCACACAUCCCUUAACUGUUUGUGUAGAUCUGGUAAGUCCAGAAUUCCAAAAUAUGACUGUGAUAGACAAACAAGGUCCGGAAUUAUUGGAAUUUUUCAUACAUCAUUUUGCUUUGGGUAUAGAGGAUUUCAUAAUAUACAAUGGAGAUAGUUUACCCCAAAAUUUACUACCCUUGUUAAACCGUUUUAAUAUACGUAUUCAUUUGUUGCCAUUUAAUUUUCCAUACACAAUGCAAAAUGCCAGUGAAAGAAUACGUGGUCUUAUUGAAUCAGAUUGCUUGCUAAGAUCAACAAACAGAGCUCGUCACUGUCUGUUACUGGCUCCCAAUGAAUUCUUCUAUCCCAACACAAAACUUGACCAUCAGAAAUCUAUCGUCCGCGCCCUAAAUCACUACUCAAACGAGGUAUCCCGCUUUGACUUGCCAGUAUUUGCUGUUUGUAAAUCCGAAAAAUACAAAUAUUUAUUCGAAAACAAUUUAUACGACCCCGAACUUCGUCCUUUGCAUACAAUUUCGAUAUACAGACCACAAGAUACAGGAAUAGCUCUAAGUGCCGAGGAUUUAUCGAAUACUCCCAGGCGAAUUGCAUUGCCUUUGUCACAAGUAUUCACGCAUCGUUAUGUCAAUUGUUUACACGUAGGUAAAGACGGGCUACACGAUUGGCGCAAUUCUUUGAGAGAGGAUUUCAUGCAACACAUACAAAGACUCAAUCAAGAGAUUAAGAUUUUAAUAUAACUUGUUAUAUAGAAUUUAGACUAUUAGAAUUUUACUCUUUUUACAUUUCCAGUCUUCCUUGAAUCGUUUUUUUUUACAUCUUAGGUUUAAAAUUUUUAAAAAUUAAAAAAGCACAUUUUGCUUCCGCACUUCAUAAUAAUUAUCUGUAUUAAAUAAAACCAUUUUGUAUUUCAAUUACUUUAUACGAA